This is a messenger RNA of Guillardia theta CCMP2712, 1968 nucleotides long. RefSeq lists its product as hypothetical. The record is from RefSeq and is a predicted model, not a curated record. The transcript has 13 exons. Bases 1 to 1968 code for a protein of 655 amino acids. NCBI's taxonomy places the organism in Eukaryota, Cryptophyceae, Pyrenomonadales, Geminigeraceae.
AUGGCUGGUAGGCUCAAGUAUGAUAGCGAGGGCCUCGUCAUGCCCUUGCUCGCCUCCCUGCUUCUUCUCUUCGUCUUCACCCGGACGGUCUAUCCCACCGUUGCAGGAGGAGACGCUGGCGAGCUUGUCACCGCAGCCUUCCACCUCGCGGUGCCGCAUCCUCCUGGUUAUCCCUUGUACACUUUAGCGGCGGCAGCCACCAUUCAGCUGCUCGAGCCGACGGGCUGGGAUGUGGCGUACAGAGUAAACCUGCUGUCGGCGGGUCUUGGGUCCUUGACAGGAGGGAUAAUGUACAUGACCCUCGCGUGCUGGCUGAAGAUGGCCUACCAGCAUGAACUCUCCCAAUCAAACUCGAAACAAGCACCGGGGCAGUUUGCUCUGCGUGUGAUGCUUCCUGCCUUUGUGGGCGCGAUGGCGUUUUCCACCAAUGAGCAUGUAUGGCAUGCGUACACGCAUGCGGAGGUGUUCUCCUUGAACAACCUUGUGUGUUCAUGUAUCCUGUACUCUCUUGUUCGAUUCUAUGAUUCAUCCAGGAGAGGUUCCAACUUGUUUCUGCUCGUCGGGGCGUUUGCGUGCGGGGGGGCAGGAGCUCACAAGUUUGUAGGUACUCCUUUCACUUCCGGCUAUCAUCGGGGUGUUUUGCUCGCGGAGGUUUUCGAUGUUCCAGUCCUUCCAUCACACCUCAUCAUGAUGCACUGCAAGGUUUUGGGGGGAGGGAUGGACGUCAAGACUCCUGCUGUCAACUUGUGGGUUCUUGUUUGGACUGCUGCCUUAUCUAUACUUGCCUUGGGCUUCGGCAAAUUCCCCAUGGAGAUCCUGGGGUGGGCGAGAAGUCUCAACACCUUCAUCUGCUGCAAGUGCUGGGCCGUUUGGCCUCAGGUCGACAGGUCGAGCCUGGACUUCGUCAGGCGAUACGUUGAAAGCGCCAUGAAUUCAGCGCCUCUGCUCUCCGUCAUCUUCGUCCACGGAGACAGUCAGAUGUACGUUGCGAGGUACCUGCAGGCUGUCGUGGGACUGCGCGAAGACUUGUCCAUCAUCGAGCCGAGUAUGUUGUCUGCGAGCUGGUACGUCGAUGAACUCUGCCAGUCAAACCGGUCGCGCUUCGCUUGUCCACCUGGAAUUUCCGGAAAACUCUCAUUAGCGGACGCAUUGAGCUUCACUUUUUCCACUUCGCCACGUCAGCAAGUCUUCGCCUUCCCUGACCUUUCAGGUCUCAAGGAUCUUUGCGUCGCAGAUCGACCAGGCUGCGUACAGGCGCUCCCCUACGGCCUCAUGAAGAGGAUCCUUCCCUUCGGUUGGCCCUGCGAGGGGGGUGAGGGAGGACAGAGAGAGGAGAAGCAGGGCCGCUGCUCCUGGCAGGAAGUGCAUCGGACAAGCCUGGCGGCUCUGUACAAGGGAAAGUUCCUGGCUGAGCUGCUGCGAGUUGGCGCUGCGGUCCCCUCCAUCCGCUCCAACACCCUCAUGCGGCUCCUUCUCUCCCUCCGGUCAGUCCGGGCAAGGAAGGCAGCAGGCGAGCUGUUGGACUAUGAGGAGGCGAGACGAGGGUCUGCCACGGUCUCCGUUGCUUUCCUGGAAGACAGCUGGGAAAAGGCUGUCCUCAAGUCCGUCUGGACGUCUCUGCUGUCGGAGGGCUUCUUCCUGUUUAAGGCCUCGAGCAAGCAGCACGGGGACAGCACGCAUCGUCCCCUCCUCGCAGCCAUCGAGCGCUUCGAGAACCUUCGUCGAGCACUGAGAGGCCGAAGCUUCAACUCCGACCUGCCGAGGAACCUCGGCUUCGCCUACCAAUCGCUCUCUUCCCAGCUCAAGGACUCUGAAAUACUGAACUCGAGCAUAGCUUUUGUAGAGCAGGCAACCGUCGCAUCGUUCUCAGCCUUCCUACACGCGCACAAGGAAGAGGAUCAGAUCUACAAGUACGUGGAAAGGUAUGUUCUUGGCAAUCGGGGCGAAGCUGUCCUCAACUUCGCCUAG